AUGGAUUAUUUAUGGCAUUGUGUUGCUGCCGCAGUUAAUAUUUGCUGUAAUUAUUUUUUAAUGUUUUUUGAUAAUUGUUUUUAAGUUAUACAAUCAUGAUGGAAGGUUCAUUGAGCAAAUGGACAAAUGUUAUGAAAGGAUGGCAGUACCGGUGGUUUGUUUUGGACGAGAAUGCUGGGCUCCUGUCUUAUUACACGUCAAAAGAAAAAAUGACUCGCGGUGUGAGAAGAGGCUGUGUGCGGUUGAGGGCGGCAGUCAUUGGAAUUGAUGAUGAAGACGAUUCCACAUUCACCAUCACUGUUGACCACAAGACGUUUCACUUUCAGGCGCGUGAUGGCAGCGAACGGGAGCGUUGGGUGCGUGCAUUGGAGGAAACAAUUGCAAGGCACGGGCGUCGCGAGCGCUGGGCGCGCUGCGUGCCCGCACCAGCACGCCGGCACGGUGACCUUGAGCGACGAGUAGCCGAAGCAGACGCAUACUUGCAAAUCAUGAUUGAACUAGUCACGAAAAUGGGCAUUCGCGUAUCAGAACUCGCGGAUCCACAAGAAAAGAGCAAGGGUCAAGUAAUUUUAGAUCACUCCAACGCAAUGUUGGACAAUAUAAAACAUUCCAUAGUACUUCUACAAAUAGCUAAGAAUACGGUGAAUCCUGUGAACGGAGUUUACCAGGGACCAACAAAUACGACUCAAAUGCAUAUCAAAGAAGGUGAGGACUUGUCACCUCGCGUGGAGCUGGGCGCGGAGUGUCGCGAGCUGACGACGCCUUCACUACCAUUGACUCCACUUGAACACAUCGAUGCACCACGACAAGCGAUGUCCCUCCUAGUUCCCGACACAUCGUACUCCUCGUCCGAGGGUGAAGAUGACUUUUAUGACGCUGAUGAUGAACCCGCAGAACUGAUACAGCCCGCGACAAGCGUGUCACGCAGUUGCCAGGCAGAGGGCGCCGCGGAGCAGGAGACGCCUCCCGCCCCCGCCGCCGCAGACCUGCCGCGCACCAAUGACGGAGAAAUUGACUACGACGCGCUGUACGAAGACGAGUCGGACAGCGACCUGGGCUCGAUGGAGAACCAUGGUUCCGUCGUGACGCACCUCCUCUCACAGGUCAAGAUUGGCAUGGACCUUACCAAGGUGGUUCUUCCUACGUUCAUAUUGGAGCGGAGAUCACUACUCGAGAUGUAUGCGGACUCGUUUGCGCAUCCCGAUCAGUUUGUCAAAAUAGUGGACAUGCCGACAUCCAAAGAGCGUAUGGUCCAAGUGGUGAGGUGGUACCUCAGCUCGUACCACGCGGGACGCAAGUCUCAGGUCGCCAAGAAGCCCUACAAUCCAGUACUGGGGGAAGUCUUCCGCUGCCACUGGGAUCUUGAUGGAGCUAAUGACUCACACAACUCCUCGACUGAGAAGCUAGAAGUUGGCGACGGUCCCGUACCCUGGUGUUCCCCGGAGCAGCUGUCGUUUGUUGCCGAGCAGGUGUCCCAUCACCCGCCGAUCAGCGCGUUCUACGCGGAGCACGUCAACAAGAGGAUACAGUUCGACGCCUGGGUGUGGACAAAGAGCAAGUUCCUAGGCCUCUCUAUUGGUGUCCAUAAUAUCGGACGUGGUGUUGUCACGCUGUUGGAUCAUGGAGAAGAGUAUACUGUCACCUUCCCUAAUGGAUAUGGAAGAUCAAUUCUCACAGUCCCAUGGAUCGAAUUAGGUGGAUCAGUGUGCAUCGAAUGUCCGCAAACAGGACACAAAGCAAAUAUUGAAUUUCUUACAAAACCAUUCUACGGUGGCAAGAAGCAUCGUGUCACUUGCGAAGUGUUCGCUGCUAAUGAGAAGAAACCUUACUACACCGCACAGGGCGAGUGGAACACCAGGAUGGACGGACGGUGGACUGACUCUGGGCGUACAGAAGUAGUGUUCGAGGUGUCGAGUAUGAAGGCGCGACGUAAGCGCGUGUCGCCGGUGUCGCGUCAGAUGGCGCACGAGUCGCGGCGCGUGUGGCGGCACGUGACUGCCGCACUGCGCGCCGCCGACACUGACGCCGCCACCGCCGCCAAGCGCCGCCUCGAGCAGGCGCAGCGCGACCUCGCCAAGACGCGACACGAUACCGGCGACAAGUGGAUCACGCAGUUAUUCAGUCCAAAAGAAGAGGGGUGGGAGUACAACACGCCGCUCAGCAAGCGCCUAGAGUCCGCUACCGGCACGCCGCAGCGCAAACCCAACACCGACGCCAGAUAAUGGACCAAUCGACUCUAUUACAUUGAGAAUAAGGUAGAAUUUACUACGCCAUAGAUUUAUCUGUCUUAUUGAAUAGUCUACGAUUGACGCACCAACGUUAACGCUUACGAACCUCUGCCGUAGAUUGUAUAGAUUUGGAUAUGGUAUGUUUGAAUGUGCUCAUUAAAUGUUCAUAUUUUUUACCCUAAACCGAGCUUUUCAAUCAAAAGCUACGAAACUCGUUCUAAAUUUUUCUUAUUACUAAAUUAUAUAUGUAAACUCAUACCCCAUAAAUUAGUAAUUAAUACACCAAACAAUUUAACUUUCAUAACUUUUGGCGGGAAAAGUGACAGUUACCAUUGACAGCUGUCAUUGUUAUAACGUUUCGUUACACGUAUGAAUUUCGAUUUUAUUUAUUUUUUUAAAUGAGCAUACUCAAUCAUCUAGCGACGCUAUAAAAUAGUUGUCGCGCUCUAUAUAUCUACUUUAGGUAAAUUCCAAUCUUAAUACUAUAGUAAUAAAUGUGUGAAUCGCGUUUACUUGUGUAAAAAAAAAUUAUGAUACCCAUAAGAAUAGAUUGUUACGUUUGACAUUGGCCUAUUGUAAAUUAAAGCAAGAAAAUUGUAAAUAAAUCCAUUGAAUAGUAAAUUAAUCGGAUGUCAAAUAAAAACGCACAUACAGAAAUAUACACGCUUUUAAUAUAAAUCACUUUGCUGGCUUAAUUUGGCAAUGACAUACUAAAAUUGACAAGAUAGAAAAAAAACGAAAAAUCGUUAUUACACAUACGUUUGAAUUUCGC
This is a messenger RNA of Papilio xuthus (Asian swallowtail), 3000 nucleotides long. RefSeq names its product oxysterol-binding protein-related protein 9. Gene Ontology annotation, molecular function: sterol binding. The record is from RefSeq and is a predicted model, not a curated record. Lineage: Eukaryota; Metazoa; Arthropoda; Insecta; Lepidoptera; Papilionidae. Gene Ontology annotation, cellular component: Golgi apparatus; cytosol; membrane. The transcript is spliced from 16 exons. The coding region runs from base 96 to 2222 and encodes 708 amino acids.